Phaeodactylum tricornutum CCAP 1055/1 is the source of this 306-nucleotide messenger RNA. RefSeq lists its product with no specific name. The annotation marks the transcript as partial. The record is from RefSeq and is a predicted model, not a curated record. Gene Ontology annotation, molecular function: protein kinase activity; ATP binding. Lineage: Eukaryota; Bacillariophyta; Bacillariophyceae; Surirellales; Neidiaceae. Gene Ontology annotation, cellular component: cytoplasm. The transcript has a single exon. Gene Ontology annotation, biological process: protein phosphorylation; signal transduction.
ACGGGUCUUACGGGAACACGUCGUUACAUGGCACCUGAAGUCAUCCGUUGCGCUCCUUACGGAUUUAGCGCUGAUGUCUAUGGCUUUGGAAUCCUCUUUUGGCAAAUGAUUUCGCUCAAGACUCCGUUUGAGAAGUACGACACGAACAAGCUCUACGAUCAUGUUGUCGUAGCCGGCAAACGCCCGGAAGCCGUGCACGGUCUACCAAGCAUGCUUCAUUCCAUGAUGGAAGACGCGUGGUCCGUCGAAACAUCGAAGCGUCCUACUUUUAAGCAGAUUUGUCAGUACUUGCAAGCCGAAAUUGCU